CUCUUUUUUGGAGAGAUACAGUUGGUUUCGCUUCCCCGCGAAAUGUUGUACAGUUAGUUCGUGGGUUAACGAUGAGUACGUCCGAGUCUGUUGCAAAGGGAUGUUUUCCCUUCAAAGGAAAGAAGAAAAUUGCCAGAGCAAAGGACUAUUUACCAGCAGACAACAAGCAAGCAACACUCCAGUUUAGCACUUAUGAACAAAUGUGGUCUAGUGUGGAUAAAAAGUUCCAGGAGUUGCAGUUGGAGGUGAAUAACAAAAUUUUUGAGGAUCUUCUGAUAUUUGUUGAGAACAGCCACCAGCAGUUUGGCCAGCACUAUUCAGUACAGGAAAUUCCCACAGCUGCACUUAUUACAGGGGUUAAUACACCAGACCAUGCUGUGAUUUUUUCCAACCUCUUUGCCAUGCUGCAGGCAAGAGUUACUUCUCUUGUAGCCACACUGCGAGCAAAAGAUUGUACGUCAGUGAAAUACCUGCUGGGCAUGAUGUUAAAGCAGUUGCUUGCAUUACCUGAUCUGAGUGAAGAGGGGGAGAACACACAAAUGCCAAGCAUGUUAACACUUGUGAAGCAUUACAGUACUCGAUACCAGGUUUCCAAAAAGUCUCCAAGGAAGUCUUCCCCUAAGAAAAGACGAUCUGUAGUAGAGGAUACCCAGUAUCCUGUGGUUGUCAUCAUGCUCGAGGACACUGAAAAUUUCCCACCACAUGUUCUUCAGGACUUCAUUGUAAUUUGCAGCAACUACCUUGAUCGCUUACCUGUGGUAUUGGUAUUGGGCAUAGCAACAUCAGUGACUACCGUCCAUCGUUUGUUGCCAACAGCUGUAUCAUCAUUGUUAUGCAUGGAAAUGUUCAAGGCUCCACCUUCAUCACAGUACCUCAAUCUUCUGAUAGAUAAGAUUCUAAUGACAAGUGCAUUUCCAUUCAGGCUUGGACCAAAAGUGUUUCGCCUCAUGCUGGAUCUCUUUCUCUACUACCACAUGUCUGUCAUUAAUUUUGUCACAGCCUUUCAGUUUUCUAUGCUAGACCAUUAUGCCAGCAACUCUUUGUCACAUCUGUGCUGUCCCACAAGCAUGAUACCGUCUGUCAUUGACAAUCUUUCCAGCAAAGAGUUACAGCAGCUGCAGCGACUACCAUCCGUGAUGAGGUACAUGGAGCAAAUGCCACCAAAGGUGCUGGCUAGUGUUCUCCAAGAGGAGGAGAAAUUUAGGAAAUUGAUUAAGUUUUUGUUGAAAGAUUACCCAGUCCAGCAAGACCGCUCAACAGUCAUCCUGCAUCUUCUUCAUUCUCUUACUUCACACCUUCCUAUGCACCCACUGGGCAAGCAACUACGUGAACUGUAUGCUGCAUGUUUGGAAUCAGACAUUCAUGAGACAGACAAUUUCAGAAAGGCUUUUGAGCUGCUAGGAAUGACUGCGAGGAGUGAGCUGGUAUCAGUGGUGACCCAGGGCUUGCAGAAGAUCAGUUACAGCAGUGACCCUGUGUUGAAAGAUGUUAUAGAGAAGCUGCAGCAGUUUCUUCACAGGUUCGAUCAUCUGGAAGAUGAAGUGGUAGAAGACACAGAGAGUAGUAGUCCAAAGCCAAAAGACUUGAAACUUCAGAGGACAGACCUGAGAAGCUUGCAGAAGAAACUGCAGGAGAUGAGAAAAAAGAAAACUACUCCAUACGAAAAGGUGCGGGAAGAGUUGCUGGUCUAUUUGAAAGAUUUGAUCAAGAAGCACUUGCACAAGGCAGAAGACUCUGUGCUUUAUGAAAUCUUUUAUUAUGACAAUGUGACAUCUUUCCGGCAUCAGCUGCACGCAUCACCUCGCUCUGCUAUUCAUCGGGCUUUAGGUGAUCCGGCAAACUAUUUAGAGUGCCAGUGCUGUUUGGUGGAUGGUGGCUGUAUUUCAGCAACAAUGCCAGACAUUUCCAUUGCUUACAAGCUUCAUUUGGAAUGUGGCUUUAUGAUCAACCUGUAUGACUGGCUGCAGGCUUUUGUCAGCAUUGUGACGGCUGAUGAGCAAAACAAGAAAAAGAGUUCCAAGCCUGAGAUGCUUCAGGCCAGAUUUAUCCAGGCUGUGUCAGAGUUACAGUUCUUGGGCUUUAUAAAACCAACAAGGAGGAAAACAGACCAUGUUUCUCGCCUUACAUGGGGGGGCUGCUGACAGAAAUUAUUUACAUCAUGUCUAUUUUGAUGGUGUAAGUGCAUAUUUGCUGUGUGAGAUUAAUAAAAAUUAUAUGUACAGA
Messenger RNA from Pomacea canaliculata, 2223 nucleotides. RefSeq names its product origin recognition complex subunit 3-like. The record is from RefSeq and is a predicted model, not a curated record. Gene Ontology annotation, biological process: DNA replication initiation; DNA replication. The transcript has 20 exons. Lineage: Eukaryota; Metazoa; Mollusca; Gastropoda; Architaenioglossa; Ampullariidae. Gene Ontology annotation, molecular function: DNA replication origin binding. Bases 72 to 2141 code for a protein of 689 amino acids. Gene Ontology annotation, cellular component: nuclear pre-replicative complex; DNA replication preinitiation complex; nuclear origin of replication recognition complex.